Messenger RNA from Trypanosoma rangeli, 389 nucleotides. RefSeq lists its product as uncharacterized. The annotation marks the transcript as partial. The record is from RefSeq and is a predicted model, not a curated record. The transcript has a single exon. NCBI's taxonomy places the organism in Eukaryota, Euglenozoa, Kinetoplastea, Trypanosomatida, Trypanosomatidae.
GCAACCAGCGAUGCAGACGAGGCACGACGCUCCACAGGAACGCCACGCCCACCGCACAGCGUACCUGUACAGCUGCAGCGCGAAGGGCAGGGUGGGACCAAGUCCCCCGCACAGUCUGCCGCUGCUGCCUCUCCUCAAAGCAGGCUGCAAUGGGUGCCGCCCCACGCACCCUCGCGGCGAGACGCGACUCACACUCCGUCCAUUCUCCCCCUCCGCAGCGGAGAACCAAAAGAAUCCUCCUCGUGCACUACCUGCGCCUCUCGCAGAAACAAAAAGAGGAGUGGGGGCAUGUCAGCAACACAGCCAGCAGCGGCAGCAAACACAACACGCAGCGACAGCGGCUGGCACGGCGCAAACCAAAAGUGAGCCGCAAGGAUUUGCCAAACUAA